AUGGCGUGGCCCUGUAUCAGCAGGGCGUGUUGCAUGGCCCGCUUCUGGAACCAGCUGGACAAGGCUGACAUCGCGGUGCCUCUGGUGUUCACCAAGUACACGGACGUCUCCGAGAUGCAGCACGUCCAGCUGCAGCCGCCGCUCCAUCCUGCGGGCCGCGUCGCCAUAGAGACGCAGCCUCCGCUCCAUCCUGCGGGCCGGGUUGCCAUAGAGACGCAGCCGUCCCGCACGGAGGCUGCUGAGCGGCCGCCGCGCAGGUGCGUGUCCGAAGAGCGCAUGUGCGGCUCGGUGACGCGGGAGGACUUUAAGCACUGGAAGGUGAGACCCGAACCGAGCUGUAAACCCAAGAACGAGUACCACGGACCGGAGACGCCGUUCAACAGCAAGACCCAGUACCAGAAGGACUUCAAAGCUUGGCCCAUUCCGAAAAGGCAAGACCAUCCCUGGAUACCUAAACAGUCUGGGUUGCAGGACGCAGACAGCGGUGUGGAGAAAGGCGCUGUCGCCGACAAGGUGCAGGAGAAAGACCUGCUGCAGGGCCAGGAGAGGAAGAAGAAGUCCAGUAAACCGGAGCAGGGGCAGAAGAAAGUAGUCCUGAAGGUGGAAGGAGAGGGCAAAGGGAGGGAUGCUGUGAACAGGCAGAUCAAACAGGAGAUUACAGCCGACAGCUCGUACAAAGCUGAGUACAAGGCUUACAGAGAUGUGAAGCCAGCGAAGAUGAUCCGGGCCAGGUCCCAGUACCUGCCACCAGAAGAGAGGACCAGCCUAGAGACCAGCUACAAUGCCACAUACAAGGGCCAAGCCCCGCUGAGGCAAACCGAAAACAAGGCCGUGGACAGGAGGCGGAUACGCAGUUUGUACAGCGAGCCUUACAUAGAUCCCAUCAAUCAGGUUGACAGGUACAGUGCCCUUCGCACUAAACCCAAAAGGCCUGGAGGCGCGGCGGCUGGCCAGGGCAAGACAACGAAGAAAGCCAAAGAUAAGCAGAGCGCCACGCUGAGGGGCUCCAAGAAGACGGCCUCAGAGAACCAGCUGGAGACCCGGCCAGCGGUGGGGGACAAGGAGAAAAGUAAAGAGAUGAACAACAAACUGGCUGAGGCAAAAGAGGUUGUGCUAAAACAGUACCACUACAUACAACUCUGCCAGCCAAUCCGAGAUAUUGGCUGGGUGCAGACUCUAAAGCAACACCUGUGGGGCUGUGCACUACCCAAUCCAAGUGAUGCUAAGGACGAGGUUCUCCGACCCAGUCAUCAUCAUUCCCAGGGUGCUACUGGAGGAGAACCACCACCACCACCAUCACCACCACCACCGCUGGAGAGACCCGAGCCUCGGAGGAGCAGCGGAGUUGUUCGCUUCGCCCUAGAUGUGAACCAGACUGAGUAG
Molecule: messenger RNA, 1383 nt
Organism: Anoplopoma fimbria (sablefish)
Lineage: Eukaryota; Metazoa; Chordata; Actinopteri; Perciformes; Anoplopomatidae
Gene: map6a
Product: microtubule-associated protein 6a
Exons: 5
Coding region: 1-1383 (460 amino acids)
Biological process (GO): microtubule cytoskeleton organization; cytoskeleton-dependent intracellular transport; regulation of microtubule cytoskeleton organization
Cellular component (GO): Golgi-associated vesicle; microtubule; cis-Golgi network
Molecular function (GO): calmodulin binding; microtubule binding
Source: RefSeq, a predicted model, not a curated record